This is a messenger RNA of Rosa chinensis, 742 nucleotides long. RefSeq lists its product as uncharacterized. The coding region runs from base 1 to 717 and encodes 238 amino acids. NCBI's taxonomy places the organism in Eukaryota, Viridiplantae, Streptophyta, Magnoliopsida, Rosales, Rosaceae. The transcript is spliced from 2 exons. The record is from RefSeq and is a predicted model, not a curated record.
AUGUCUGGAUCAUCUGACCCACCUAAGUACACCAAAACGCCUCUUCACGUCAUCCAAGAUAGACUUGAGAGAUUGAAGAAAAACUCGGAUCUCUUUGACGUCCAAGUUACCACUCCCCUUCAAUUUCGUGAGCUUCAAAUAGAUAGUGAAGGGAAUAGAGUAGAGGGAGGAUCAGAAGCUUCUGACACUUCAGUUGUUCCAUCACCACACCAAACGCCACCUCCAUCACCUCGUGCACUCUUAGUCGUCCCACCACCACCACCACCAAUGGCUCUCACCAUCAGGCAACUCUCUACAUCUGUCAUUCCACCUGGUGGAGUGCCAACUUGCAUAACCUACCCUGCUGCAGCUGAGGGAUUAACAGCUGAUUUUGAGUUGAAGUCUGGGCUACUUCAUCGUCUUCCUACAUUCCAUGGACUCUCUAUGGAAGAUCCCAACAACCACUUGAUGGAAUUUCAGUUCAUCUGCACUAGCAUGAAGCCUCAAGGAGCUGAUGAGCAUAUUUUGAAGUUGAAGGCCUUCCCAUUUUCGUUGGCUGACAAGGCAAAGCAAUGGCUUUAUGAGUUGCCAAGUGGACGGAUUACAUCUUGGGCUGAUAUGAUGAAGGCGUUUCUUGAGAAGUAUUUCCCUACAUCUCGCAUCAUCAUGCUUAGGAAGAAGAUAAGUGGAAUCCAACAAGGGCAAGAUGAGUCCUACGCAGAUUACUAUGAAAGGUGAAAAUGGAGUCUCAAGGUCCAAAAAU